CGUGGUGCAUUGGGGAGACCAAUGUGUGACUGAUUACUGUCAUUGUGAAAAAUGAAGCUGUUCCCGUCUUUCACGUGUCUCACGGUGGAUCAAAAUCUGUGUAAUUUGGCGUACUUCAGCGUUUUCUCCCUGUUUCCUGUUUCUUUGACGUUUUUUGUAGUCAGUGAAAGAAAUGGGAACAAAUGCAGUGUUUUUCCAACAGGCUCCUUGUAACACAGUAGAACAGGUACAAUCUGACAUUGAUUCUUUUGUAAGUGUUAUCAGGACCCAGCUGCAAUGGUCCAGCUUUGAGGGCCAAGACCGCUUCACACAGAGCAGCCACAAAUGUGGACUCAGUGGGACGAGUAUGUCAGGCAGGUGUCCAGUGAAAUGGUCCUGAAAGACACACAAAUCAUCAGCCUGCAGGAGAGAGAAACCACACUAAGGACUGAGCUGGAGCGGAGCAGGAAACAGACUGAAAGGUACAAACAGCAUCUGAGAGCUGGACUCAACAGAGAGAAAGUCUUGGAGAAGAACAGCGUGCAGAUGGAGCUGGAAUGGCAGCGACGCUUUGAAGAUGUAAAGGCGGACUACUACCUUGCAAAUGAGCAGCUAAUACAAGACCUGAUCGAGGCCAGAGACCAGGCUAAAGCUGAGCUGAUGGAGAGAGAGCAGCAGCUGCAUGAUCUGACCGUCUUGCUCCAGUCCACUAGCAGGGAGCAAGAUCAGGCUGUACAGGGUCUCACUCCAAAGGUGGAUUCUCUGGCAUCGGUGGAGAUCCGGCGUCUACAGGAGCAGAACAGCGCCCUGCGUGCUGUGGUUACCCAGAUGAGAAAGGACAUGGAAGGUCUCGGCCAUCUCCUAGUCUUACCUAAUGCUGAGGCACCAGUGCAACCUCCGUAUCAGGAAUCUUCAGCCUCCAAAGGCAACACAGCAGACUCCCGUCAGCCUCUGGAGCAGGAGGUGCACCUGUCAGGUAAGCACCUCGAGGAGCAGCGAGGAGGUGUCACAGGACUGUCAGGCCUGGCUUCAGCCAUGGAGGACCCACAACACAUCGAUCCAGGCAGAUCACAGCCUGAAAAUCAAGCUGGUGGUUCGUGUCUGGAUGAACGUGGCAGGUGCCCCGCUGUGACACGUGUGGAGUCAGCUUCCAAUGACAUCACACAGCAGAGGACACUGGUGCAGCAGCUCCAAGGAGACAGCAAGUAUGUGAAACCAGCUCUGAUGUGUGGCGUGUUUAAGAGCGUCCAUCCUGCUAAAAAUGACCCCCAGCUCCUUCGCGUCAGGCUGAAGCAGGCAGCGUCCUGCAUCGCCCGUUUGAGCAGAGAGAAACAGCAGCUGAUAGCGCUGGGCAACCGCCUCCGUGCCCAGAUCGCCGCCGACGGACGGCAGGCACCGGGGGGGCUGGAGAAGGACACCCCCACAGAGAAACUAGGAGACCACCAUGGCCGCCUUUCUGCUGUGGAACAGCUGCAGUACCAGCUCACCACUCAGGAGCUGCAAUAUGCACUGAUGCAGAGAGCUUCUGCUGCUGCUGAACAGCACAUCCCACCAACAAAGAGCCAGGCUUUCUUCAAAGGGACUGCAAACACUUGCCAUGGGCUCAAACCCAGAGACACGUCUGAGACACGCUCACAGCUGCACUUGUCCAGGACUGUGUCGCAUGAAUCGCUGUGCUCAUUAACGAUGCUGUGGGACACUCUGGAUCGUGGACUUACGGACUCAGAAGGUGAACGUGGGCUCAGGAGCAGACAGUCUGGUGGCUCUGGAGUCCAGAUGAUGGUGCAUGGUAGUGGUGUGAUUCCCAGCCAGCCCCAGACUGAGGUCCAGCAAAGCAGGAGGCAGUCUAAAACACUGCCAAGCACUACCAAGACCAACAGACCUGCAGUCCCUGCCAGGAUCAGCAAGAUCAGAAACUACAAUGUUAAAGACUGAGAUGGAUGUUGAGGACAAGCCCAGACCAGAGCUCCCAGCAGCUGGCACACUGGGAGUAACACACGAGCAUCACGGACAACACAACAAAGAGAGAAGAGUGGGACAAGGAAGGGAACGAGACUCUGAUGGAUGUAAUGAAGACAAUCAGACAGAAAACAACAGCAAACACACACCAGCAAAGGAAGAAACAGGCCACAAACACAAGAACACUCACAGUAAACAUGAACACAAAGACAAAAACACUGCAGGACAGAGACAAUCGAGACAGAGACAGGACGGAUAAGAAACACUCAAGGGACCAAAAACCUGAAACUGGAGCUGAACCACACAGUCCAUCAAACUGAGCAGGAAGCAGAACUCGAAUAACACAACAGGACAACUAUGACUGACCGACAAUGAAGCUAUACAACAAACAGGUUACUGGAUAAGAUGUGAUUGUUUUCAUGCACAUAUGCACCGCAGCAGAAGGAGAAAACAAACCCUGACCAGCAAAAACCUGAACAGAAAUCAAACGUGUUGAACCCACGUGAGAGUUUCAGGGAGGAAUAUUCAAGAUUUUAAGGAGCGUUACACCUUUAUUGCUGCGCUCUCACACACUCUGUCAGAUCCAAUAACUGAAGAAACUACAGAGACACAGAACACACAGGAGCAUACAGCACGAGGCCUUAAACACACACGAGGGGACGAGGCAGAGUGGACACCACGGGGGACACAGCUGGACAGAGUCACAGUAAGGGACUGUCAAAAUAAAACAGGAAACGUAACACUGACACAGACACAAAGACGGACGAACCAUGGACAAAAAGGUAAAGACACAUGGAGACACGUGGAGGAAACUAAUAAACCUGAAGCUAAACUAGAAACCAACCUGAGGAGCAUGAGGAAGGAACACUGAUCAGUGGGUUAGAACUCCAACAUAAAUUCACGUUCUCGUGAAUAAAUCCUUUCUAAAGUUAAAA
This is a messenger RNA of Pundamilia nyererei, 2873 nucleotides long. RefSeq names its product coiled-coil domain containing 57 (gene ccdc57). The coding region runs from base 325 to 1914 and encodes 529 amino acids. Gene Ontology annotation, cellular component: centriolar satellite; centriole; spindle microtubule. The transcript is spliced from 12 exons. Gene Ontology annotation, biological process: microtubule nucleation; centriole replication; positive regulation of mitotic cell cycle. The record is from RefSeq and is a predicted model, not a curated record. Lineage: Eukaryota; Metazoa; Chordata; Actinopteri; Cichliformes; Cichlidae.